GCCCACCCUUCUCAUUUACCCCGGGGCCAAAGAUGCCUCAUGACGACCGAGGUGCAGGAUGAGAAAAGCCGCUUGCUUGCUGCAACGCGCAGCUUCUUUGACACCCGCAUGCUGCUUGACAACGGAUUUAUCCAGCGUAGCCGGCUUGGCGUCGAAGCCGUUUGCAAUUGACGCAGAGAGUGACAGACUGAGAGGGGAAGGAAAAAGAUCCACAGCUUCACCGGUCACCCAAGUUGAGCAGGUUGCGAUAUUGAUCGCCUGGCGUGGCAGCUGGAGCUUGGGCUAGGCUAGAUUGCCAUGUGGUUCGUUUCUGCGGGCUACGCCGGACGGCGCCGUUGGGCCAACCGAGGAAGCCUUUCAUUGCCAAUGUCGCUUGGCUGAACGCCGUUAGAGUGGCCAGAACCAGCGCGUGCUGCCAGAAGUUCUCAACCCAUCUAGACGAAGCAGGCCGAGUAUUUUGUACAGUUCGGAGAGGCCACCGGACAUCGGGUCGAAACGUGUGUGAGU
Colletotrichum godetiae is the source of this 507-nucleotide messenger RNA. RefSeq lists its product as uncharacterized. NCBI's taxonomy places the organism in Eukaryota, Fungi, Ascomycota, Sordariomycetes, Glomerellales, Glomerellaceae. The record is from RefSeq and is a predicted model, not a curated record. The transcript has a single exon. The coding region runs from base 59 to 286 and encodes 75 amino acids.